Molecule: messenger RNA, 1973 nt
Organism: Nezara viridula (southern green stink bug)
Lineage: Eukaryota; Metazoa; Arthropoda; Insecta; Hemiptera; Pentatomidae
Source: the annotation of a GenBank genome assembly
UUAACAUUGAUAUAAUGAGUUUAAUCUGAAUAAUUUUUUGAGAAAAUUAUAAAAAUGUGUGAAUAUGAUAAUAUAAAGUACCACUUUUGAUUAGUUGAUUUUGAAAAAAAAGUUGAUGUAACAUCCCAAGCAUAUACCUGCUUUAAAUACAUAAUUUUGGUUUUGUACAAAACUUAUAUUGUUUUUGAGCUAGGUUGUUCACACUCAUGCAUGGUGCUUUGGACUCAGAGAAGCUCAAUUUUUCAUUUCAUUGAAUUACUAUAUAUACUAUAUAUUCAUGCUUUGUCUUGCUGUAUGUUUCAUAUAAAGGAAAGCAAAAGUCAAAAAAAGGAAGGCACAUGCAUUUAAUGUAUAUUACUAUCCAUUUCCAGUUGUUAUUACUUCCUAAGGUCCUGGCAUUUCAUUAUUUUUGCCUGGCUGUUUGCUUUUUUCUCUCAUCUUGAGCUUUCCCUGGAGUUAAGCUCUAUAAUAUUUUUUCUUCACUUCAAACUUGAAAACCUUAGUUGUUUAGAUCCUAAUAAAGCAAAUAUAUCAUAUUGUCAACAUCAUGUUCUUAGCACCAAGAUAUCAUUGUCAAAACAUAAACCAAUUCUUCUGUUGGAUAAGUAAGUUUUAUUUUUUCAUCUUCAUCCAUCUAAUCAUUAUUUUCUUAACAAGUUAGCUCUGAUAAUUUUUGAGUUUUUCUAAUUCUGGAAGAUGUUUCAAACUAAUUCCAAUCUUUUAAAUAAAAAUCAAGAUUAGAUAGAUUGUUGUUUGAAUAAUUGAUGCUCUACUACUGUAUUUGACAACUAAAGUGAAAUAAAUUUACAUUAUUAGUGGUUCAGUCCAAAUUAGAUUCCACAAUAAUCUGUUGCCAGGUCCACAAUUAAAUUGUUUGUUUACAGAAAAAUAUUGGCCUAUUAAGUUUCUCGCAUUUGAUCAUCGUAAGGUCCUUUUUUAAUUUACUUAUGAUAAACAUUGAAGAGAAGAUUAAUUAUGAUUCAAAAACAUAUGUUUUAAGAUGUAACUUGUAAACUUAAAAAAAAAAAAAGUAAAAAUAAAAAAAUAUGGAAAGUAUUUUAAACUUCUAAUUACCAAAAUUCAUUAUAUAAUUUUACUAAAAAACAAAUGAAUAUGGGCUCCUCAGUCUAUGAUCCUGAUAUAUUGACAAAAGAUUUGCAAAGACAACAAUUUAUUGAGAGGGCAAGAUCCCUACUGAAUAAGCCAAAGUAUACCAAUGAAGAUUUCAAAAUACCAUUAUUUCAAGCUGCUGUUUCGAGUACAAUAUGUGAAAGGUCAUCACCAUUUGAGAACAAAUACCCUGUGCCUGGGAAGAUAGGCCUCUACGAAGGGAGUUAUUCUGACCAAUUGUUGGGAUCCAAUUCUUCAGUUCAAAGCAGUGCUAGAGAAGCUGCUUUAGUAGAAAAAAUAAGAAAACUUGAAGACCGAUUGGGUAUAACCUCAGCUCAGAUCAGAGAAUCACAAGCUUCUAAGCAGUUCUUAAAAGCAAAACUUAAAUUACUCGAAGAAAAGGUACAGGAAAAGAUUAAUAGUGCGCGAGAGCCGGUGGAAUCAUUAGAAGUUAAACAACUGAAUCAGCUAACUGCCUAUGCUAAAGAAACACUGGAGAGGUUGAAAACUUUGAGGGGACUUCAGAUGCAAGAACGUUGCAUGAAAGAGAGCUAUAAGCAAGUUGAGAAUAUGGCGGUACCCGGUUCUCCUUUAAUGAAAUAUCCGCCUGGAUUCAAUUCGAACUUCUCAUUUGCUAACCAUUAAACUUGUUCCAUGUGAUUAAAUUAAUUAAUUCAUAAACCUGAUUAGUUAGAAAAGAAAAGUAUAUCUUUAAGUUGAUUUGUAUUACAUGGAGCGCACACUUUAAUAAAUCACCGUCUUUUCAACUUACAAUUAGUGCCGCGUGAAUUCAUACUCGAGCUGCUAUGAUCUAACUGUUAACUGUUAACAGUAAGAAUAAGUAAUAUAUAUGUAUAUACACU